Messenger RNA from Salmo salar (Atlantic salmon), 3590 nucleotides. Its product is annotated as dihydropyrimidinase-related protein 2. The record is from RefSeq and is a predicted model, not a curated record. Gene Ontology annotation, molecular function: hydrolase activity, acting on carbon-nitrogen (but not peptide) bonds, in cyclic amides. Gene Ontology annotation, cellular component: cytosol; cytoplasm. NCBI's taxonomy places the organism in Eukaryota, Metazoa, Chordata, Actinopteri, Salmoniformes, Salmonidae.
UUCCUCGGUGUGUGAGAGUCAGUCUGGCAAGGUUUGGCGCAUCAGCGGAGAACAGGAGCGAGAGAGGACGUGCUUUGGAGCUGCGGUUCUUUCCCUAGAUUCUGCGAGCGGUGGCCUCCCCCUUUAGGACGCACGACUCCUUUUGGAAUUGUACACUCUCUUGGCUGCUAACUUCUCUGCCUAUUCCACACCGGCCUUAUCCACCCGGCAAACCGCACUAUUCUGAACACCCAUUCCAUUGAUAGCGGUCCAUUAAGCGCAGCAAGAACAGAACAGCGAAGAUGUCUGGGCAAGGCUAUCAGGGCAAGAAGAACAUUCCCCGCAUAACAAGCGAUCGUCUCCUGAUCAAAGGGCCGAUAAUCGUGAACGAUGACCAGUCCUUCUGUGCUGACAUCUACAUGGAGGAUGGUCAUAUCAAACAAAUUGGCGAGAACUUGAUAGUGCCCGGUGGGGUGAAGACCAUCGAUGCCCACGGGCGCAUGUUGAUGCCAGGGGGCAUUGAUGUGCACACACGCUUCCAGAUGCCCGACCGGGGCAUGACCUCGGUGGACGACUUCUACCAGGGCACCCGCGCCGCUCUGGCAGGGGGCACUACCAUGAUCAUUGACCACGUGGUUCCGGAACCCGGGGUCAGUUUGCUGUCUGCAUUUGAGCAGUGGCGUGAGUGGGCGGACAGCAAGUCGUGCUGUGACUACUCUCUACAUGUGGACAUCACUGAGUGGCACAAGGGAGUCCAGGAGGAGAUGGAGGCCCUGGUCAAGGACCACGGUGUCAACUCUUUCCUUGUCUAUCUGGCUUAUAAGGAUGUUUUCCAGCUUACUGACUCUCAGGUCUAUGAGGUGUUCAGUGUGAUCCGGGAUCUGGGGGCCAUCGCUCAGGUCCAUGCUGAGAAUGGAGACAUUGUGGCUGAGGAGCAGCGUCGGAUCCUGGAGCAGGGCAUCACUGGGCCUGAGGGACACGUCUUGAGCCGUCCUGAAGAGGUGGAGGCAGAGGCUGUCAAUCGUUCUGUGACAGUAGCCAAUCAGACCAACUGUCCCCUCUACGUCACUAAGGUGAUGAGCAAGAGUGCUGCUGAUGUCAUCGCUCAGGCCAGGAAGAAGGGCACGGUGGUGUAUGGGGAGCCAAUCACUGCCAGCCUGGGCACAGACGGCUCACACUAUUGGAGCAAGAACUGGGCCAAGGCCGCCGCCUUUAUCACGUCCCCGCCCCUCAGCACAGACCCGACCACGCCCGACUAUCUCAGCUCCCUGCUCUCCUGUGGAGACCUUCAGGUGACUGGCAGUGCCCACUGCACCUUCAACACUGCCCAGCGCGCCGUGGGCAAAGAUGACUUCACCCUCAUCCCCGAGGGUACCAAUGGCACUGAGGAGAGAAUGUCCCUCAUCUGGGACAAGUGUGUGGUGACAGGUAAAAUGGAUGAGAACCAGUUUGUGGCAGUCACCAGCACCAACGCUGCUAAGAUCUUCAACCUGUACCCCCGUAAGGGCCGCAUUGCUGUGGGCUCUGACGCUGACUUGGUACUCUGGGACCCAGACGUCACCAAGAUCAUCUCAGCCAAGAGCCACAACUCGAAUGUGGAGUACAACAUCUUUGAGGGUGUGGAGGUGCGUGGUGCCCCCCUGGUAGUGAUCAGCCAGGGUAAGAUCGUCCUGGAGGACGGGAACCUCCACACCACCGAGGGGUGCGGCCGCUUCGUGGGCCGGAAGCCCUUCUCUGACUACGUCUACAAGAGGAUAAAGGCCCGCAGCAGGCUGGCUGAGCUAAGGGGUGUUCCCCGGGGGCUUUAUGACGGGCCUGUUUGUGAGGUGUCAGUCACACCCAAAACUAUGACUCCUGCCUCCUCUGCCAAGACCUCUCCAGCCAAGCAGGCAGUAGCCGGCGCCCAGCCUGUCCGCAACCUGCACCAGUCAGGGUUCAGCCUAUCUGGUGCUCAAGUUGAUGACAACCUUCCUCGGCGUAACACCCAGCGCAUUGUGGAGCCACCUGGUGGCAGGGCCAACAUCACCAGCCUGGGUUAACCCCUCCCAUUGGCCACCAGGGGAAACGAGGGCUUGAGGAGAGGGGCAUCAGGGACUAGGGGCCAUUCCACCAGGAGACAAACCAAUUCUCCCCUCCUCAAUCUCUCUCCCCCAUCUGCCGCUGCCUACAUCUCUUCCCCACUCUCCCCACUCUCUCUCUAUAAAAAAGAUUUGCCUCAUUUGAAGAAAAAAAGAGACGAAAACAACAGCCCUUAUUUGAGCACUUUUGACUGUAUUAUUUAGUGUUCUCUACUGUACUUUCUUCCUGCCAUGUAUCAUUCAGUUUAGUUUCUGAUGUUCAUGUUAUAGUAGAGGGGUCAAGUGAGACUAGACUGAGCAGUUUUAAAACGGCCAGAAGGUCAAGACAGUGCAUGUCGCAUUUGCAUGGAGGGAGUCCAAUCUGUUGCCGUUCGUCUUUUUUCAUUUUCAAUGUAGGGUAAAUGAAGUAUGGAGACACAUGGGUAACAUGUUCUACAUCAGAUUAGUUGUGCUAACAUUACGUAGUGAACAAACAUGGAGGAGAUAAGUUGCUUAUGCUUUCCUCAAUAUUGAUCUAAUCAUCUUUUCACUGGUUUGUGUUUGUUCUCUACUGUUUAUACAGCCUUGCCCUCCACUGUGCUUUUCAUCUCUCACACUGUUAAGAUCAGUACAGCACUGGCUACGAUCAACACAAUUUAUUGACUUGUCCAUUGUUAUUGUUUAAAGCUGGUAGUAUGCUAUCCUCGUCCUCAGGUUACGGGAUGAGGCAUGAGAUUAGUAGUAAACUGAACCACUGUUGAAAACCUUAAAGGAACUUCUCACUGGUGCUCAUCUCAUGUCAUUCCACCAAUAGCUUUGUUUAAAGGUAUAAAUGGAAUGAAAAAACAUGGUCCAUAUUUGGAAGCUGCUGGUGAGCCAGGAAAGUCAAGUAGAUUAGGAGAAGGAGUUUUGGCAGGCGGUGAAUAGAGCGCUGUAUUAAGUCUCCCAGGGAGAGGCCAUCAUGGAACUUAACGGCCCAUGAGAGGAGAUGUGACUCAAAUUUAGGAUGUUGGGAGGAGUGUAACCGGGCGGCAGCGAAGGAAGGAAGAUUUGUGAGAAUACUAGGGAAUGCCCAAUUUGUCAUAGCCUCAUUCAACUGACCCUCUUUGCAAGAUGGUGCCACACUCGUACUCAGCUAAGCUAUAGUACAGUAUGUGCCCAUAUACCUCGCCUGAAGGGGAUUGUGAUCUAUCACUGUAAUGGGAUCUUUGAGAUUCAUACACCAUUUAAUUGACAGUGUUGCAGGCAGCAUCCCCUCCCUCUGUUCUAGAAUGUCCCAGUACCAACCAGUGCAUUCAGAAGACUGAAUGUCUUUCUGCUCCCGGCCUCCUCUUUUUAAUUCAUGCACUCCCCCUUUUCCUUUUUAACUCUUUAUGUGCCUGAACCCACAGAAGUUGUACUGAUAGUUCGAUUUUGUAUUAUUCUUAUUAUGGUAAGAGAAGGAUGUAAGAUAAAAAUGUAAAAUAGUCGAUGUUAACCGAUACAAAGGUGCCAGAUUUUGUUAUUUCGUAUUCCACUGAUAGUGCUCCUUUAAAAACAACAAUGCUUACUUAA